This is a messenger RNA of Lactuca sativa (garden lettuce), 2941 nucleotides long. The record is from RefSeq and is a predicted model, not a curated record. NCBI's taxonomy places the organism in Eukaryota, Viridiplantae, Streptophyta, Magnoliopsida, Asterales, Asteraceae.
CUAAAAAUCUAGAAUAUUGAAAAAUGGAGGUUGUAUCUUCAAUUUUUCGAUUGUGGAUGGUAACUUUCUGAUGCCACAAUGAGCAAAACUAAGCACUUCUAGAUUCAAUAGUUCACCAAUAACAGAGCAAUCAAACAUCAAUAGACACCGAUGGAGAAUGAGUGUUUGUAGCUUGGUGGAGCAUUCAAGUGAUUUGGGAAGCAAUGGAUACUGAAUUUUUUCAAAUGCUACAACUUCAAGAUUUUCCAUUCUUUCAUAACAACCUUGAGAAAACUUAAACGACUUAUCUCCAUCCAUAAGUCUCAUAAGUGACAAGUUUGGGUACUCAGAGUCACCAGAGUCACCAGGAAACUCAGGCAUUCCUGUGCAAGUAAUAGAAACUCUUUUGCAAGAAUCUUACAACUAGGAUAUAUCUUUUCCUUCACAAAAUAUGUAAGGAACAUGAAUACUAUAAUGAAGCAACUGGAUGGUACAAUCCUUGAUGUCAAAAAGCACAUGGAAAGAAACAACAUUAGUAAUCUGGAGAUACCUUCUCGUAUACCUGGUUGGUUGGAAGAAGUCGAAAAGACCAAAGAAAAAGCUCAAAACAUUUCAAGUACUAGGAAUGGAUGUUUUAACUUGAAAAUGAGGCAACAAGUAGGAAGGAAUGCAUUCAAGAUCACAGAGGAGAUGGAAAGUUUUAUUGAUGAAAACAAUAAGAUAACUUGGAGUGAUGCUCAAAGAUGUCUUGGGAAAGUGAACUCGAAAAUCGCAUCCAGUUUUGCACCUUUGGAUGGUGAUGCCCAAAAUCACUUCAAAUCAAGAGAGAGGACUUUCAAGGAUGUGCUCGGGUUUCUUCAACAAGAUCACCAAGAGCCAAGUGAUAGUCCUAUGUGGAAUGGGAGGUGUGGGGAAAACCACUAUGUUCAAGUGGAAAAGACUGCAAAAGAUAAGAAAAUGUUUGAUUAUGUUGUGAAGGUGGUUAUUGGGCAACAAAUUAACAUGUUUUCUAUUCAGCAAGCUGUAGCAGAAUAUAUGGGUCAAUCCCUUACUGAAACGAGUCAAACAGCAAGAAUAGAUCGUCUUCGUAUAACAUUUGGGAACCUUCCAGAAGGUAAAAGAAAGGUUUUAGUGAUAUUUGAUGAUGUAUGGGAGACUAUUGAACUCAAAGAUAUUUGACUGAGUCCUUUGCCCAAUGGCUUCAAGUUGUUGCUGACAUCACGAAAUGAAAAUAUUUGCAAACAAAUUGCAGUAGAAGCUAAUUCGGAUUCGACACUAGUUCGAGUGGAUGUGAUGGUGGAGCUUGAAGCACAUAAUUUCUUUUGGCAAAUCACAGGAGUUUCAAAACAACAUGAUAUGGAGCUGAAUCAAAUAGGAAGUGAAAUUGUGAGAAGAUGUGUUUUUUUGCCCCUUGCCAUUAAACUCAUCGCCAAAACCCUUCAAUUUCAUGAAGUUUUUGCAUGGAGAGAUACUUUUCAACGGUUGAAGAAGAAGAAUCUUGAUGAGAAUGUGCAAGAAGUUAUUAAGAUAAGCUAUAAUUAUAUAAAAACAGAGGAGGAAAAGGUGAUUUUUCUUCUAUGUGGCUUGUUUCCUGAUAACUUUAAUAUUCCAAUCCAGGAACUCACAAGAUAUGCAUGGGGCCUACGGGUAUUAAGUGAAGUAUCUACUUUGGGAGAGGCUAGAGACAAGACAAAAACAUGUGUGCAGAAUCUUAAAAAUGCAAAUUUAUUGAUGGAUAGAGAUUACAUUGGGUGUGUCAAAAUGCAUGAUCUUGUGCUUGCUUUUGUGUUAAGUAGAGUUUCGAAAGGUGACCAUGAACCAUGGUGAUAUUUCAAAGUGGAGUAUAGUUGAAGUGGAAGAUUCUUGCAAAAGAGUUUCUAUUACCUGCGCAGGAAUGUUGGUGACUCUAAGUGCCCAAACUUAUCACUUUUGAGACUUAUGGAUGAAGAUAAGUCGCUUAAGUUUUCUCAAGGUUUUGAUGGAAGAAUGGAAAAUCUUGAAGUUGUAGCAUAUGAAAAAAUUCAGUAUCUAUUGCUUCUCAGAUCACUUGGAUGCUCCACCAAGCUACGAACACUCAUUCUCCAUCAGUGCCUAUUGAUGUUUGAUUGCUCUGCUAUUGGUGAACUCUUGAAUCUGGAAGUGCUCAGUUUUGCUCAUUGUGGCAUCGCAAAGUUACCAUCCACAAUCGGAAAGAUUGAAGUGAAGGAAUGUGAUAAUCUUGUGAAUUUGUUUCCAACCAAUCCCAUGUCUUUGUUGGGUCGUCUGGAGGAGCUUCAUGUUUCUGAAUGAGGAAGCAUUGAAGUCUUAUCUGACAUGGACGUGAGUUGUAUUGGUGAAAUUGAAGAAUUCAGUAGCAAGUUGAAACACAUUAAGGCAUAUAGGUUGGAUAAGCUAAGAGAGUUGUGGAGGAUGAAAGGGGAAAGUAGCUCUAAUAUCCUUAUUCGUAGCUUUCAAGUUGUUGGAAGUAUAGAAAUAAGGUGUGAGAGGUUUGUAAACAUAUUCACACUUAGUGUCUCCAAAUAUGAUAUGAGAACUAAAGAUGAAAGUGGUUCAAAAACCGGACUGGUUUACUCGGACCCAGAGAAAACCCAGAACCCGGAAUUGAUGAAUUAUGAGAACCCGGAACCGGACCGGUAUACGGUAAUCGGUUCCGGUUAUCAAACCGGGUAAAGUGGGUAUGAAACCGAAAAUUGAUAAUUGGAACCGGAUUUGUGUAUUAGACCCGGAAAUAAUCGGAAACCAGAAAUGGAACCAAAAACCUGGAAUUUUGGAACAACAGAAAAAAAAUAUUGUAACAUGAUUAAAGGUUGUAAUGAAAAAAGAAAUAUUUAGAAUAAUUAAUCAAAAAAUUGAAUAUAUAACGAUUUGUAAAAGAUCCACCGUAAAUAGGCUAAAAGCUUAUAGAACUUUAACCCAUUAAGCCAACAAAACAAAUUGAUACUAAAAAUAAUAAAACUUCGGA